Aspergillus aculeatinus CBS 121060 is the source of this 1607-nucleotide messenger RNA. RefSeq names its product putative GPI anchor biosynthesis protein Gwt1 (gene gwt1). The record is from RefSeq and is a predicted model, not a curated record. Gene Ontology annotation, biological process: GPI anchor biosynthetic process; protein localization to plasma membrane. Bases 81 to 1571 code for a protein of 496 amino acids. Gene Ontology annotation, molecular function: glucosaminyl-phosphatidylinositol O-acyltransferase activity. Lineage: Eukaryota; Fungi; Ascomycota; Eurotiomycetes; Eurotiales; Aspergillaceae. Gene Ontology annotation, cellular component: membrane; endoplasmic reticulum. The transcript has 2 exons.
CCAUUCUCAACAACAAACACCCACACUAAUGCAAGAUUAACUUCUGGCUUCUCUUCAAGGCGCUCAGCGAUUAUCAGCCUAUGGAUCCGAGCUACAAAGCCCGUAAGGAGGCUUUUGUGUCCAAUCUAACCGGUGGAAGCAUCUUCGAGAUUAAUGCGGUGACCUUGGUAGCUCCGGCCGCUAUCUUUCUUUGGUCCGUCCUCCAAUCCCGCCUUUGCUUCUUCUCUCCAUACACUCCCGCGGCGCUGGUCACCGAUUUCCUACUCAAUAUCCUUGCGAUUCUCUUUGCAACCACCGUGUAUUCUGCAGCACCAUGGACUCUAAACGCUCUUCUCCUCGCUCCGGCUCUACUGCUGCUGCUCAAUUCACGACCCCAACCCGCUCAAAAAAAGGCCAAGCCACCGCCGCAUGCUUCGAUAUCGAAGAAAAGUGAAUCCGAGCCCGAUCACUCCCUCCCGAUUCUCCCUUAUCUGACAACCUAUCGGGCAUGUAUGAUGGUCAUCACCUGUGCUGCCAUUCUGGCCGUGGACUUCCGUGUGUUCCCUAGGAGAUUUGCCAAAGUCGAAAAUUGGGGAACCUCGCUCAUGGAUCUGGGAGUUGGGUCGUUUGUGUUCUCUGGAGGGGUGGUCUCGGCUCGCUCAGUUCUCAAGCGUCGUCAAAUUGGAGGCCCGAAGAAGUCUCUGGGUCAGCGACUGGUGGCCUCGACCCGCCACUCCAUUCCUCUGCUCGCCCUGGGUCUGAUCCGACUGUACAGUGUCAAAGGUCUCGACUAUGCUGAGCAUGUGACAGAAUAUGGCGUGCAUUGGAACUUCUUUUUCACCCUAGGCUUCUUGCCUCCCUUCGUUGAGAUCUUUGACACCCUCGCUGCGCUGGUCCCAAUUUACGAGCUCUUGUCCCUUGGGGUUGCGGCUUUGUAUCAGGUGGCUCUGGAAUCCACUGACCUGAAGAGCUAUAUACUGGUCGCUCCCCGGGGACCCGACUUGCUCUCCAAGAAUCGGGAAGGGGUGUUCUCGUUCGUAGGGUAUUUUGCGAUCUUCCUGGCUGGCCGGGCCAUUGGCAUCAGGAUCAUGCCGCGCGGCACAUCCCCGUCCACCACCCCGCAACAGGCCAGGAAACGCGUGCUAGCUACCUUGGGAGGCCAGGCUCUGGUUUGGACCGGGAUAUUCCUGCUCAACUCGACGUAUGCGUUAGGCUACGGCGCAAAUCUUCCGGUGUCGCGGCGCCUUGCCAACAUGCCAUACGUAGUAUGGGUGUCGGCUUUUAACAACGCACAGCUUUUCGUGUUCUGUCUCCUGGAGACAAUCUUCUUCCCAUCCGUCCAUCGGACCUUGGGAAGAGAGGGCGAAGCGGAGCGGGUCUCCUUUGCAACCAGCCCGAUCCUUUCGGCCUUCAACAAGGGUGGACUGGCGGUGUUCUUGGUGGCCAACCUUCUCACCGGCGCGGUGAAUCUUAGCGUUCCUACCUUGGACCUCAAUACCGCUCAAGCCAUGGCCAUUUUGAUUGGGUAUCUCGCAAUCCUGACGGGGGUUGCACUGGGGCUGGACGGGGCUGGUAUCAAAUUGGCACUCUGACGCGCGAGAAAGAAAGUGCAAAUAUUGUAUUAGAUG